CUUUUGGUUGGAUUUGUUUGUCUCGCGAUAACACGUUGGCCAAUCGUGGUGCCGCAGCGCCAAAAGUCAAAUCGGAUUGUUGCUCAGGCAAAGUCGGUGAAGAGAGUGUUUUGCUGUCGGAGCGGCGUGUCAGACAUACUGUAGCUGCUUUCUCCACCGUAAUCUAUCACCAAGGACCGCCGUAGGCUGGUUGAGACAGCACAAUGGAUAACGUCUCAGUUUCAAGACGGAAUCACAUCAACAAGAAAGGAAAUAAAGAGAAUGCUCAGCCUGCAUGUGGGAGCAAGACUUUUUCCAAAAUAAAUGUUUCCAAAACGACCACUCUGGCUCCACUGCACCUGAAAAGCAAUGAGGAAGAGACCGUGGCAAAAGAUGGCUCUCAAAAAAUAAAGCUGAAACAAGUGGGUGUCAGGGUAACAUCUGGAGAGGCUCUGAAGAAGGCCAAGCAGACUGAUGGAAAAGUAGGUGCGGCCGCUGAUGCAAAAAAACAACAAACGCUAAGUCAGGCGUUUCUCACAAAACAGGCAGUAAGACAAAGAAAAAUUGUUGCAGAAGCACCAAAGCCACCAGCUGCUGUGCCUCCAACCAAGUCUGCUCCAGGCAUGUACAAAGGCAAGAUAGUCCAGUCAAAAAUUGGAUCCAUUUGGAAGUCUAGUACCGCAGUGGGAGUGGCUGACCCGAAACCAGCUGCAAACCCAUCAGCACCCAAAGCAGAGAGCCAAAGGGUUGGAAAUUUGGCAAAGAUUAGGUCCAAAUCUGUUGCUGACUUGCCUGGGCGUGGUAUGCAGAAACCUAAACCUACAAGGUCAAACUCGGUGUCAGAUGGACUCCCUCCAGUCUCCAAGCGCCCCAUCACUGGCCGUCCCAUGACUGGAAGCCGCUCUGCUCUUCCUCCUGCCAGAACCGUCCCAGCAACAGUAGCCGGUCCUAGCUUCAGAAACACUACUGCAAUGCGCACCAAGGCAACAGAGACACAGAGUAACAAGCCCAAGAGGCCAGUUACAGACAAGAAGGUCAACAAGCCUCCUGUCUCUAGUACCAUCAGCCAAUACAGAGUUACCAUGGAGACCGCUGAUGAGAGAAGAGCUAAACUAGCAGAGUGGCUGGCUUCCAAGGGAAAGACUCUGAAGAGGCCGGCCAUGGCAGCAACACAUCCCAAAGCCAAACUAGCAACAAAACCUGAAGUUCAGUCUCAUGUUGAGCCUCAGCCUGUUGCCCAGUGUAACCCUGAACCUCAAGCUGAACCUGAACUCAGCAUGGAUGCGCACAGUCCCGGUUCUACUGCUGUUCAGCUCGAAGACAACCAGAGGCAAGAGGACACGAAACACCACUCACCUCCGCUGAUCAUGAACACCACUCUGGAGCUGCUGGAUGACUCCGACAUGGAUCUGCCUGAGGCAGAGCCCCAAAUGAAUGAUAUUGUGGUGAACCUGUGUGAUGCUUUGGAGGCCAUGGCGACACCCUCUAGAUGUGAGGAUGAACCCUCACAGACCAAAGACAAGUGUAAUGAUGUUGAAAUGGAGGACAGCACACCAAAGGAUGAGUGUCAAGACCAUGUGGAGAAUGAAAUGCCUGAGGAAUGUAGCCGUGAGCCAGAGGAUGUGGAAGUGAAGAACGAAACAGAAGAUAAUGUGGAAAAAAAUGAAAGUGAUGAUGAAAUUAAAUCAGAAAGUGAUGAUGAGGAAGACGAUGUUGAUGAUGAUGAUGAGGAGGAGGAGGAGGAGGAGGAGGAAGAGGAAGGCAAAGAUGUGACUAAGACCACACCAAAGAUGGAAGGAGCUUCUGUUGUGAAAUACAGCGUGAAGACAACUCCAUACCUUCAAAGUGUUAAGAAGACAAUCGAUGGCGAGGUCAUUGCAAGCGGAUCUCGGCGAAAGAGCAGCAUCAAGGAUCUCAAGUUUCUCACACCAGUGCGCCGGUCCAGCCGCAUCCAGCGAAAGUCCUCCCGUUUGCCUGGGAUGCUGACUGACCACGACACCUGUGUGUCUUCAUUGGCUGAGCUGGUGAAGCUGGAUGAUGAAGCCAACGCUUACAUUUACAGAAGAAACCCUGCUCUCCUUGAAGAUCUGCCAGACCAUUAGAGCGUCUGAGUCAUGGUGGUGGUGCUGUUGGAAAUGUAUGGGACUGGAUUUAAUGGGCACUUUAUGUGAAUUCUGUUAUAAAUUGUUAUUACUCUCAUUCAGACAAGUUUAUGAAGAUCUUAAAUAAUACUGAAUCAAUCUGUCAUAUCGAGGAAAGUCUGUUUGAGUUGUUAUCACUUCUUAAGUGGACAUCUUUUGAGGGCUGUUAUGCUUUCUUGUCUUCUCACUAUAUGGCUUUUCUUCACCAUGAUUGUGUUAAUUUUUAAUAUUAAGUUUUUAACAACUGAGACGAGUGUGUUAUAUACACUAAAAUACAAGUAUCUCAGCUUCCAUGUGUAAGCUUUGCUAACAGGACAAUAAAGCUAUGAUAAAACAAA
This is a messenger RNA of Myripristis murdjan (pinecone soldierfish), 2458 nucleotides long. RefSeq names its product cytoskeleton-associated protein 2. The record is from RefSeq and is a predicted model, not a curated record. The coding region runs from base 204 to 2081 and encodes 625 amino acids. The transcript is spliced from 7 exons. NCBI's taxonomy places the organism in Eukaryota, Metazoa, Chordata, Actinopteri, Holocentriformes, Holocentridae. Gene Ontology annotation, cellular component: microtubule cytoskeleton. Gene Ontology annotation, biological process: negative regulation of microtubule depolymerization.